Miscanthus lutarioriparius is the source of this 1743-nucleotide messenger RNA. The record is from the annotation of a GenBank genome assembly. NCBI's taxonomy places the organism in Eukaryota, Viridiplantae, Streptophyta, Magnoliopsida, Poales, Poaceae.
AUGGACCCGCCGCCGGCGAGGCGCGCGGCGUCCAAGCGGCGGGACCGUCGACGGCGCAGCCGGCAGCGGCAGCGGGCAGCCGCAGCUGCAGCCACGGCAACGGGGAUCAGUGCGGCCGUGCUGGCCGUGGAGCCGCAGAACGCAGCGGCCACAGCCCCGGUGGCUCCGGCAGGCGCUGCUGCCACGCCGGCGACGAGGGGCAGGAACCGGCGGAGGUCUCGGAGACGGCGUGAUCGGAGUGCCCGCGCGGCUGCGGCGGCGGACGAAGCACCGGCUGCGUCCCCCGUUUCAGAUGCCAUUUCAACUCAAGAAGGUUCUGCCCCGCAAGCAAGUUGGAAUUUGGAAGCAAUGGCAGCACAUCUGAGAGAUAAUGUGCUGCAAACUACAACUGAGAAGAUAACGAGCUUAGAUAAAACAAGAAAGAUAAAUUUUCAGGCUGGAAAUAAGGUGCUAAAAGAUUCUGCGGCUGAUGGUGCUGCCUGCGCUUCUCUUGCCUGCCGUGAACAUUCUGUCAGAGAAAAUGAAGCCUCAAGGAGCAAGAUAUUCAAGAGAUCCGAUGUAAGAUUCCCGAUUGAUAGUUGCACUGCACAAGGAACUGAUAUGGAUUAUCACAAGAUGAAGAGUGCCGAUUUGCCAGGGAACCUGGAAGAAGUAUACCAGAAAAGAACAUGUCCUGGCCACCUCUCUUUGCAGAAGUCGGAAGAAUAUAGGGAAAAUGAAAAUGUACCUUCUCUCAACUCCAGCAGUUUACAGGAGGGAAAAAAGAGAAGGAAAAAAAGAGGCGGGAAAAGGCAUAAUCGUCGCAAGAAAGCUACAUCACAGGAUUCUCCAGCACCAACUGCUGCUGAUAAUUCUGGUUUGACGACGUUCCUUUCUGAGAACUGUGCUUCAGGUCUUAAACCAGAGGAACAGAGGAAAAAGCAAGAUCAGAGCAAGGCACGCAUGACUAACUUAGUUUUAGUCAACAAUGCAAAGAGAUCAGAACCAUUUGGUGUGAAUUUGGAAGGCGCUAUUGAAAAGAGCUGUGAACUGGGAACGAAUAGUUUGGACAGCACCUUUGAAAAUAGGUAUGAGCUGGCUAAGAGUAAUUUGGACUGCACAAAUAUGGUAAGAAAUGGAUUGCAAGAGCAAGAUUUAGCAUGUUCUUCAAACAGUCGCAAUGUUAACUACCUGAGCCCCUCCCAUUUGGCUGUGGAAUAUAUGGAAAAGCUCAAACUUGUCUUUUCACCGGGAAAGUCCUUAGGGUUUCCGAAGAAAAAGCUUCUCAUCUUAGAUCUUAAUGGUUUACUUGUGGAUAUCAACGAAGACUACCACAAUGCUCACAUGGCUGAUGCCAAGGUUCGAAGAAAAUUAGUCUUCCGAAGGCCUUACUGUGAUGAUUUUCUCAACUUUUGCGCCCUGAAUUUUGAGCUAGGCAUAUGGUCCUCAAGAAAAAAAGAAAAUGUUGAUUCACUUGUUAAUAUUGUUAUGAGCGAAUUCAAACCGUGCCUACUGUUUUGUUGGGACUUGUCUAAAUGCACAUUCACUGGACACAAAACACUGGAGAACAAGCACAAACCAUUGGUGCUGAAGGAAUUGAGAAAACUAUGGAACAUGGAAGAACCAGAUCUUCCAUGGGAAGAGGGGGACUAUUCACCUUCAAAUACAUUACUAGUGGAUGAUUCUCCUUACAAAGCUCUGCGCAAUCCUGUAUUUGUCCAACCUCUCCUAUAUGCCAAGCUUUUCAACGUUCACUUAUACUGA